GAUAUAACAAAGUAGCCACAAGAAGUUACAACUGAGACACCGACUACACGGAGAAACACAACGCUUCGGCAGGAAAUCUUAGCUUACUGUGUCAGCACCCACUGCAGCUGUAAACUAACCAAUGCAGAGGAUGGAUUUUAAAAUCAUAAACAGUCAGCCUGAUGUAUACUGAGAAGCGACAGAACAAUUAUGAAGUGGUUCACUGAAAGAGGUGACAGAAGGUGAUUGAUUAACUGUUAAUAUUGUCCAAACUGAGAACCCUUAGAGGUUCACUUGAACACCAUGGCUUAUAGUGUGGACUUACAUAUAGAUGCUGCUGAUGCUAUCCCAGUGUUUAGUGACGAUGAUCUUGCUUCUCCUGAUUCUUGUUUUGACGAAGAGUUGGUCCACAAUUCCUUUGCCAAUCUCAUCUCUGAGCAGAGUGCCCUGGAAUCUGAGCCAUCAGUAAUGAUUGAGAUGGCAGGUCUGCCUGGUGCAGGGAUAGAAAAUGUAGGUUAUAUCAGAUCACCCCCUCGUGCACAAUGCAAGUUCAAUGAUGACUGCUAUGAUCCUGCUACGUUGAAAGUGCUCUCCUUCAUGCCCAGCAGAACUAUAGGUCGUUCUCGAGGGGCAAUUAUCUCGGAGUACUACAAUCGCACUUUAAGGUUACGGCGGCAAAGGGCUCGGCCUGCUCUGAAAGAUAUGUCUCGAUCGAUGAGACCAAGCAUACGGGAUGUAGCUGCAUUGGAUGAGAAUUGUGAAGAAGAAUUAGAAAAGAAGAAGCUGUUGGCUGAAUUGCAGCAAUUGUCUGGGAGUGACUGCACCAGGAUGUUACGGACCAUGCCACUGAACCUUUCUGUGAAAAGGGAACUAAGACGUAUGACAUCGAACUGUAAAGAUCAUAGCAGUGUCCCGCUUGAUGAGAACUUAUCAUGUUGGAGUCAAACAAAGUACACUCUAAUCAUUGCUGUCAGGCAAUGCUGGUAUGGAUUUCUUUCCCUUCUGCAUGCGUUUCACUUAAGGCAGAUUGCCCUGAAACAGAUCAGCGGCCGCUUUGGAACAGGGGUGCUUUCAUAUUUCAUCUUCCUCAAGAUGCUGCUGAUAUUCAAUGUUUUCCACCUUCUCAUGAAUGUGUUCUUCAUUGUCAUUCCCCAAGCUACUCAUCCCCCUAAAAUCCCAGAAAGACAAUUCUUUGGACUGGAGCUGCUGACUGGCAUUGGAUAUUUCACAGACACGGCUCUAUACUAUGGGUAUUAUACAAAUAACACUUGGAGUAUCUUGCAUGGACAAUACAAUAUGAGUGCUCCUAAGCUGCCAUAUAAUAUGCCAAUAGCAUAUAUUUACACGAUUGGAGGUUCCUUCUUCAUCACCUGCAUAAUCCUGGUCCAUUGCCUGUCCAAAGCCUUUGGAGAGAGUUACAGAGUAGGCAGCACCUACGGAAAUCUGGUGACGAAAGUGUUCUGCUCUUGGGAUUUUAAAAUGACACAGAAACAGUCGGUUGAGUCAAAUUAUGAGAACAUCAGCACCCGGUUAAAGGAGUCUCUUACUGAGCACAAAUUCCGUGCAACUCACUCAAGUAUUACUCAAUGGAUGGAAAAUCUAUCAGUUCAUAUACUGGGCUGGAUUCUGUCCUUGGGGAGUGUUGUCGGAUGUGGUGCUGGAAUUCAUUACUACUCAGAAAGCAUACUCAAGGAUUAUUCACAAGAUAUCCAGCAAGGAAUUCCUGAGAAGCUAGUAGAGAGCAAACUGCUAACACUUCCUUUGAUUGUGUCAGUCAUUAACCUCGUGAUGCCCUACGUUUAUAAUCUAAUUGGGUUACUGGAAAAAUAUGACUUCCCACAGCAACAGAUCUACGUUUCCAUUACCAGAAAUCUGCUUUUGAAGUUAGCCAUUUUAGGACCACUUUGUUUCCACUGGAUGGGAAGUAAGUUAAAAGAGACAGCAGAAAUACCAUGCUGGGAGACGUUCGUAGGGCAAGAAAUAUAUCGUUUGCUGGCGGUAGAUUUUAUAUUCAUUAUACUGGAUACAGUUUUUGGAGAGUAUGUCUGGAGGGUCAUAUGCAUUAAACUGCUGAAAAGGAAGAGAAAACCUGAGUUUGACAUUGCCAGAAAUGUUUUGGAUUUGAUCUUUGGACAGACGCUCACUUGGUUGGGCCUCGUGUUCGUACCACUCCUGCCUGCAAUUCAAAUGAUCAAAUUUAUUGUUAUCUUCUUUAUUAAAAAGCUCAGCUUAAUGAAGAACUGUCAGCCUCCACACAAACUCUGGCAGGCAUCUCAUAUGAUGACUAUCUUUAUUAGCCUGCUGUGUUUCCCAUCAUUCCUUGGAGCCACUGUUGUUUUUUCUUACACUGUGUGGUACAUAAAGCCAUCAUCAUCUUGUGGCCCCUUCCGAUCACUGGCAGCUAUGAGUGAUUCUAUAACAAACUGGGUCCAAAAACUGGAUGAGAACGGUUCUAAAUUUUUUAAGUAUUCGUGGAUCUUCGUGAGAAAUCCUUUCAUCUUUUUCUUGGCAUCAGGAUUCCUACUAAUAUUGAUUUAUUUUCAUUGUCAAGUUGUGGAUGGUCAAAGAAAAGUAAUUAAGUUAUUAAACGAACAAAUUGCAAAUGAGGGAGAAGAUAAGAAGUUUCUUAUUGAUAAACUCCAAGACUUCAACAGGAAGAAAUUUAAGUUUCAAAAGAAGAGACUCACAGAAAGAGAAGAUGAGGUCUACUCAGACAAUUACUAAAAGGAAAGAAGAUACCAGUUUUCUUCUGGCUGUGUUGACAGAACUAACAAGACAAAAUAGUGAAGCAGCUGAUAUGACUUGACUCUGUGAAUUAUUAAGGGAUGCCUGGAAUUGUAUCUUUUUUUUAUAUGAGUCAUUUGGCUGGCUACACUAAGUUGUAAAGAUGCAGCAUGUUAAACAAAACUGGAGUCACUGCAGCAGCAAAAAAAUUGCAAAAUGUGAUAUCCACUUCAUAGCAUCUUUCAAUAUGAUAUUGCAAACUGAUUUCUCCUUUUUCACAUUUUGCUUUGUUGGACUUUAAUUCUCUGUAAGUUGUCUUCCAGGUUUGACUUGUGUCUUUUCUUGGAUGCAAAUAGCAGUCAGAGAAGAAAUCUGCUGCAACUCCUUGGGAGUUUCCAUGUUGAAUCACUUUAUGAAUUGUAUAGGUGUUUAUUUCCUUGUUGACAGAAAUACAGCUCUACCCGUAUUUCCCUCCAAGAGCAUUGAUUGUGCUGUUGAUGUCUGCUGUUGUGGAAUUAUGCAGCAGCAAGUACUUACACAUCAAUGUGUCACUGAAAUAUAAAGCAAAAGACUGUAACAAUUAUAGGUCAAUUGUAAAUGUUCUGCCUUUCUUAUUUAUAAUGUGGAUGGCAAUUCACUUAACAGUAGCCUAAAAUAACCUUCAGCUUUCAAAGUAACAUGCAGCAUUAAGAAUUCAUUUAAAUUCCACAGGUAUAAUUUUUAAUUAUACCACAGGUAUAAUUUGUAAUUAGAAAUGCAGAUAUUAUAUGCUGACUUCAAAGUGACCAAGAACAAAAGACAGAUUUUUUAAAAACAUUUUCUUAGUUUACAGUAAAAGGAGCCAAUUAGUUGCUCAUGUUUUUGUUCCUUAAAAUUCAGAACCUAGCUUUAACAUGACUAAAACCCCACUUUGUAGUACGUGGAGACCAAGCUAACUAGAGAGGGACAAUAUCGUCACAGAAGUCUGUGAAUUUUGUUACUUGAGCUGUUGAAUGUCAUAUGAAAAGUCAUCAGAAAUUCUUUCUAUUCACUGAAAGAAAGAAAAUACUCUUUUCACAAUGCUGCAACUCAGAUAUGUAAUACCCCCAGUCUGGGAACUUCCAGAUAUUUAAACUUCUUUUAUUUUCAAGUAUUGAUCCAUUCAACUUUAGGUGAACUGUUGACUUUCUGAGCCAGAGAGUGAAAAUGUUUGGUUUAUUUAUAAGGCAUUAUUACAACCAGAUUCGGAAGCGUGACUUGAUUCCAUGUCCCACUCCUUUGCUGGUCACAGCCAUUUUUUAAAAGUAGUGUGAUUCUAUUGCCAAUUAUACAUAUCAGGUUGUGGAUAGCACAAUAUAGUCAAGUCAGCCAGGUUCUUAAGUAAUAAAUAGAGAACUAAUUUAUGACAAAUAAAACCCACUUGAGUAAAUACAUGUAGCUACCCUGUUUGCAAACUAACAUACAUGCAUACUUCCAAGUCUAGGAAAGAAAAAAAGAACACUGUAAAGUGUAAUCUUAAAAGUACUUGGCCAAGUGAUAGAUAAUGGCUGAAAAUGUGUUGCUGGUUAAAGCACAGCAGGUUAGGCAGCAAUCCAAGGAAUAGGAAAUUCGACGUUUCAGGCAUAAGCCCUUCAUCAGGAAUUUCCUAUUCCUUGGAUGCUGCCUAACCUGCUGUGCUUUAACCAGCAACACAUUUUCAGCUGUGAUCUCCAGCAUCUGCAGACCUCAUUUUUUACCCCAAGUGACAGAUAAUGUCGUGAAAAAGAAGAUGCACAGUUUAUCACAGAUGGUGGUCUGAGGCCAAAAUCACUUUUGCCACAAGCUGUUGGUACUUGGAUUUCUUCCUGUGUUGGUUUUAGCUGGAAGAAUUCAAUUGUUCAUGGAAACAGCAGGGACAAUUUCAGACCUCUCCUUUUGGGAACCCUGUGCUUGUGGUGGUGAACCUUUUAAAUGGGUUUUCAACUGUCACACUUUUGAAAGGGUUUUGGAGAAAAUAUGGAGGGCCAAAUUUAUUACGCAUGAAGCAAGUUAUCUCAGAUUGUCAACUCUAAUCUCUAGCUUCAUCACGAAAUGGGUCAGAUGACUGCUCUCAUAAAACAUUUUAGACUUGACAUCUCUGAACAAGCAGCUUGUCCACUUUGCAAAUACAUCAUUUGCACAUCAGGUGACACAGUGGCUCAGUGGUUAGCAUUGCUGCCUUGCAGCACCAGGGACCUGGGUUCGAUUUCAGCCUCUGGUGACUGUCUGUGUGGCAUUUGCACAUUCCCUCUGUAUCUGCAUGGGUUUGUUCCAGUUUCUUCCCACAAUCCAAAGAUGUGCAAGUUAGGUGAAUUGGCCAAGCUAAAUUGCCUAUAAUGUUCAGGGAUAUGUAGGUUAGAUGCAUUAGUCAAGGUAAAUGUAGAGUAAUAGUAGGGGAAUGGGUCUGGGUUACUCUUCAGAGGAUCAGUGUGGACUUGUUGGACCAAAGAACCUGUUUCCACACUGUAGGGAUUCAAUGAUCAUUGUUGCUAUUGCAUCCAGUCUCCUUUGAUUUGCAAUGUGUUCCUUCUAAAACAGCCAAGACUCGAGUUUGUUUUUAUUUAUUCAUGGGAUGUGGGCAUUGCUGGCUAGAGGUGGGCAUUCUGUCCACCUCUAGUUGCCCAGAAGGCAGGUAAGAGCCAACUACGUUGCUGUGCGUCUGGAGUCAUAUGUAGGCCAGACCAGGUAAGGAUAGCAGUUUCCUUCCCUAAAGGACAUGAGUGAACAAGAUAGCUUUUUCUGACAAUCAACUUUGGAUUCAGGGUCAUCAUUAGACUUUUAAUCCUGGAUUUUUAAAUUGAAUUGAAAUUCCACAUUUGCCUUAGCGGGAUUCGAACCUGGGUUCCCAGAACAUUACCCUAGGUCUCCGGAUUAGCAGUCCAAUGAAAAUACCACAGGUCCAUCACCUCCCCUGUAUAUCCAGUCAUUGAUAUUCUAAAUUAAUAGUUCAAAUAUACCUUCAUAACAUUAUUAUGACCUGCUCUGUGUUGUAAAUACUGUGCUGUAGCACAUUUUCAGAAAUUGGAUUUUGUGUUACUUUUUGUUGUUUAUGUGUACUUUGAGUGUAGCCCAAGGAUCCUUCCUUGGCCUCCUACCCAUUUCUCAUCCACAGACUGCCUCUCAGUGAUAUCAACUGAAAACAUACUCCACUUUCACAAAAAUGCUGACAACACCCAGCUCUACCUCAUUGUCACCUUCUUCAACCUUUCACUAUCUCUCAGCUGUCAGACUGUCUAUCAGACAUAUAGUACUACAUAAACUGAACCUUUCUCCAGCUAAAUAUUGGGAAGACAGUAACCAUUGUCUUCAGUUCUUGUCAUAAACUUUGUUCCCUAGCCACUUACUUCAUCCUCUCCUCAGUGACUAUUGGUCCUUGAAUCAGACUGUUUGUAACCUUGGUGACCUUUGACACUGAGACGAUCCUCUUAUCACAUAUUAGCGCCCCACUAUGAUUAAUUACUUUCACUGUAAAAUAGCCCAAUUUCUGCUGUGCUACAGCCUAUAUGUGAGUUUUCCAAAACUCACAUCCAAUAAUUGUUAUUCCUAUUCUGGACGAAAGUCUCAUUCACUGAUUUCCCCACCUCAUUGACUUACUCUAACCUCCAGUUAAGUAAUAUCUCAAUUUGAAAACCUCCACUUUGCAUUCAGAUCCCUGCAUAUUCUCAUCGACCUAUCUCUCUCAUCUCCUCGAACCCCAACACGCUCAGGGUUCUCUGGAGCUCGCUAAUUCUGAACUCCUGAGCAUCCUUGAUUUCAAUUGUUACGCAAUUGCUGGCCAUGCAUUUCAUAUUCAAAGCUUUAAACUCUUGAAUUCCCUCCCUCUCCUCCUCCACCUCACUACCUGUGUUUCUUUUGACAAGACCUGGCGUAAAACCUUUCUGUUUGACCUGUUUAUGGUCAUCCAUCAUAACAUCUCCUUAUUUGGGUUUGAUAACGUUACAAAAAGGAGACAAGAAGUUGAAACUUUUUGUUUUGCACUUGUCAGAAGUAAGAUGUAAGAUACAGCGUGCCCAAAAUGGGAGAUACCCAUUGGGUCCCAUUAAGUGGGAAGUGACAUUGAUUUGAAAAGCUAAUUCUCACUUGUACUAGGGUCAGAUAACUCCUUCUUAUGAAACUUAGCAUGGAAUUAUUCCGGAUCAUGUAAUUAAUAGUUUCAACAGAAUGUAAAAUUGUCUGUUUUCAAUAUGUUUUACUGUUUAUUUAUAUAAAAGAUGAAAUAAAACAAUUUUGCUGUAGCAUUUGGUAUUGAGUUACCGUAAGACAAGGAAUAAGGCUUCACACUGACUAAGCAAACUAUGACUUUAUUUAAUACUAACUGUGACAUGUUCACUGUUGCCAAAUACAAUGGUGUUCUAUUGAAUUCAAUUUGUACACAUUUGUAUGAUGAAAAUGGCCUGAAUUAUUAAA
Messenger RNA from Hemiscyllium ocellatum (epaulette shark), 7107 nucleotides. RefSeq names its product transmembrane channel-like protein 6. The transcript is spliced from 22 exons. The record is from RefSeq and is a predicted model, not a curated record. Lineage: Eukaryota; Metazoa; Chordata; Chondrichthyes; Orectolobiformes; Hemiscylliidae. Gene Ontology annotation, cellular component: plasma membrane. Gene Ontology annotation, molecular function: mechanosensitive monoatomic ion channel activity. The coding region runs from base 283 to 2703 and encodes 806 amino acids.